Messenger RNA from Schistocerca nitens (vagrant locust), 1203 nucleotides. Its product is annotated as ribosome-binding protein 1-like. The transcript has 2 exons. The coding region runs from base 1 to 1203 and encodes 400 amino acids. NCBI's taxonomy places the organism in Eukaryota, Metazoa, Arthropoda, Insecta, Orthoptera, Acrididae. The record is from RefSeq and is a predicted model, not a curated record.
AUGAGUAACGCGACAAACACAAACGUGGGGAAAGAGGCAAACGUGGGGAAAGAGGCAAACGUGGGGAAAGAGGCAAACGUGGGGAAAGAGGCAAACGUGGGGAAAGAGGCAAACGUGGGGAAAGAGGCAAACGUGGGGAAACAGGCAAACGUGGGGAAACAGGCAAACGUGGGGAAACAGGCAAACGUGGGGAAACAGGCAAACGUGGGGAAACAGGCAAACGUGGGGAAACAGGCAAACGUGGGGAAACAGGCAAACGUGGGGAAACAGGCAAACGUGGGGAAACAGGCAAACGUGGGGAAACAGGCAAACGUGGGGAAACAGGCAAACGUGGGGAAACAGGCAAACGUGGGGAAACAGGCAAACGUGGGGAAACAGGCAAACGUGGGGAAACAGGCAAACGUGGGGAAACAGGCAAACGUGGGGAAACAGGCAAACGUGGGGAAACAGGCAAACGUGGGGAAACAGGCAAACGUGGGGAAACAGGCAAACGUGGGGAAACAGGCAAACGUGGGGAAACAGGCAAACGUGGGGAAACAGGCAAACGUGGGGAAACAGGCAAACGUGGGGAAACAGGCAAACGUGGGGAAACAGGCAAACGUGGGGAAACAGGCAAACGUGGGGAAACAGGCAAACGUGGGGAAACAGGCAAACGUGGGGAAAAAGGCAAACGUGGGGAAAAAGGCAAACGUGGGGAAAAAGGCAAACGUGGGGAAAAAGGCAAACGUGGGGAAAAAGGCAAACGUGGGGAAAAAGGCAAAUGUGGGGAAAAAGGCAAAUGUGGGGAAAAAGGCAAAUGUGGGGAAAAAGGCAAAUGUGGGGAAAAAGGCAAAUGUGGGGAAAAAGGCAAAUGUGGGGAAAAAGGCAAAUGUGGGGAAAAAGGCAAAUGUGGGGAAAAAGGCAAAUGUGGGGAAAAAGGCAAAUGUGGGGAAAAAGGCAAAUGUGGGGAAAAAGGCAAAUGUGGGGAAAAAGGCAAAUGUGGGGAAAAAGGCAAAUGUGGUGAAAAAGGCAAAUGUGGGGAAAAAGGCAAAUGUGGGAAAAAAGGCAAAUGUGGGGAAAAAGGCAAAUGUGGGGAAAAAGGCAAAUGUGGGGAAAAAGGCAAAUGUGGGGAAAAAGGCAAAUGUGGGGAAAAAGGCAAAUGUGGGGAAAAAGGCAAAUGUGGGGAAAAAGGCAAAUAUGGGAAUAACUCAAAUAUGGGAAUAA